AGCCGUUGCCACCGUCCAAAUCUGAGGUUCUAGCGGCGCACCCUCCAGAAAUAGCUGCAGUUCCUUUUUAGCGCACUUCCGUCAGUGGCUGGCCGCAUGCUUGUACAUUCAGUAGACACUGAUGUCGCAUUUAGGCGGCCAGUCAAGACCCCGUAACAUUUCGUAUUGGACCGCUGAGAUCCAGCGCCGUGGGGAAAAAGGGAAAAAGGUGCAGCGGGCGGAGCGAAUGAGACGCUCCGGUGCCUGCUUUGGGGUUUCUGCCAGGGACCUUUUUCAGCGCCAAUUUGCGGGGAGGGGCCGCCGCUGAUUUGCUGCUAUAUAAUGCGGCCUAGGCGCAAGCUUCGGCACAUCGCCCACCUUAUCUUAUCGGGGCGAGGCUGUCAUCGUCACUGUGCCGAAGCUUCGUCUGCAUUCAAAACAACAAAGGCGCCAUCUUCGGCGCGCGCGCGACCACAACCACUUAAUCCAUCUUCCACACAGAAAAGAAGAAGAAAAUGGAGGUCGCAGAGGGUGAAGCAAAAGUCAGCCCUCUCGACAAAGAAAUUACAUCUCUCAAAAAACAAGGUAAGCAGCGCGAUCAAGUAGCAAACAAAAUAAACACACAAAAAAAAAAAAAAAGCUAACCAGCUUCAACCAAAAAAACAGCCGCAAACCUCCGC
Messenger RNA from Trichoderma atroviride IMI 206040, 659 nucleotides. The record is from RefSeq and is a predicted model, not a curated record. NCBI's taxonomy places the organism in Eukaryota, Fungi, Ascomycota, Sordariomycetes, Hypocreales, Hypocreaceae.